UUGCUCAUAAGAUGUAAUUAAUUUAGGUUUUGCAGCUUCUCUUCUAUGGAAUCGCCUUGCUGACCAGUGCAUUCAUACUAAUGAAGAAACGAAGAAUUGCCACGACCAUGACAUCUAUUAAAGACUUGAUCUUUAGUAGCUUGGUUUUUCCAGUAGCCACAUUUGUGUUUGCUACAUUUUGGAGUAUAUACCUCUAUGAUCGGAACCUUGUUUACCCAAAAUAUCUGGAUUCAAUUGUUCCUGAAUGGAUUAAUCAUGGAAUGCACACUUUGGUAUUUCUUUUGGUCCUGGUAGAAAUGUUUGUUAUCCCUCAUAAGUAUCCAGCAGUGGGUAAAAGCCUCACUAUCUUAGGAAUGGCUGCACUGGCCUAUCUACUUUGGAUCUUCUACUUUUUUGCUAAAACAGGAAAAUGGCUAUAUCCUAUCUUCAAGUUUUUAAGUCCAGUUGGCAUGAUAGCGUUUGCAGGGAUUGCUGUUGUCACUCUUUUCUUCUACUACAUGUUAGGAAGAUUUCUCAACCGCAUGAUUUGGGGUGAGUCUGCUUUUACAAAGAAAUCCUUUGAACUUAUCAGAACACAUUUACGUAUCUCUUUGAAUAUGUUUUGAUCCAGUAUUCUGUCCGUUUGUCAUUGUUUUUCAGAUGCGGCUUGAUUUGUACAUUCAUUAGAAAAUGAGAGUUUAAAAAUUAGCAGGCUAUGAUAAGUAUAUUCUUCAAGAAUAGAAAAUAUUCCUGUGCUGUCUAUUACUUAGCGUAUGAAAAUAAGACUUGGCUGGGCUGAAUAAAUAAAUAGGCUAAUCAGCAUAAAAGUAGAAAGUUCUGAGAUCUAGAUUGGAGUCCCCUGGUGUAUCAAACCAGAGAUACUCUGGGAAAGUGGUUUAAUUCUCAGCCAAGAGUUGGCUAUUUGUGUGUAACAGAAGGUCCUUUUCCUAGUAAAUUAUUUCUUUUGCUGCAGGCUCAAUUCUCUUAUUUGCAUAUAAUACUAAGCCAGGAUUUGUUGAGCAAUCCAAUACUGGUAUUGUUUACAGAUAAUCCCUAGACAUAAUGGGUAGAUUCACACAUCAUGCUAAACCAAACAAAUGCUUAGCUCUCCAUUCACAGAUCAUGCUGAGAAGUGAGCAGAGGUAAGAAUAUUAUUCUCUAUUUACUGAGUCCCAUUUCCCAAUUUUUCAUUGAAAAAAAAUUCAUUUUCAUCACAUAUGAAAGUCAGCA
This is a messenger RNA of Thamnophis sirtalis, 1209 nucleotides long. The record is from RefSeq and is a predicted model, not a curated record. Lineage: Eukaryota; Metazoa; Chordata; Lepidosauria; Squamata; Natricidae.